This is a messenger RNA of Mus pahari (shrew mouse), 2732 nucleotides long. RefSeq names its product potassium voltage-gated channel modifier subfamily S member 1 (gene Kcns1). Gene Ontology annotation, molecular function: protein binding; delayed rectifier potassium channel activity. Gene Ontology annotation, cellular component: membrane; voltage-gated potassium channel complex. Bases 290 to 1783 code for a protein of 497 amino acids. The transcript is spliced from 4 exons. Gene Ontology annotation, biological process: protein homooligomerization; potassium ion transmembrane transport; regulation of delayed rectifier potassium channel activity. The record is from RefSeq and is a predicted model, not a curated record. NCBI's taxonomy places the organism in Eukaryota, Metazoa, Chordata, Mammalia, Rodentia, Muridae.
GAGGCGCAGCGGGGCCUCGGGACAGAAAACAGCCCAGGGCGGCGACUUGAGGGACAAGCGCGCUGGAAUCCCUGGAGGCCAACACAGUUGUAGGUAAUAAGCCUUAACUAUUCCCAUCUACGGUGAAGGAUACUGAGGAUCAGAAGAGCCACCGUGGACAUUUGGCUUCCUAAAUCCAAGCUUGUCCAGGAAAAGGAGAGAUGUCCCAUACGAGUCCCUAGUAGAUGCCAGGCCAUCCCACCAUCCCAUCACUCUAAUAGCCCUGCAAGGGAGGCACACUGUUGUAGCCAUGGUGAGCGAGUUUCCGGGUCCAGGUUCUCGGGUUCCCUGGCGGCCAAGAGAAGAGGCGCUGCGCGUGAACGUGGGCGGAGUGCGGCGGCUGCUGAGCGCGCGCGCCCUCGCGCGCUUCCCGGGCACGCGCCUGGGCCGCCUACAGGCGGCGGCGUCCGAGGAGCAGGCGCGGCGCCUGUGCGACGACUACGAUGCAGCGGCGCGCGAGUUCUACUUCGAUCGUCACCCGGGCUUCUUCCUCGGCCUGCUGCACUUCUACCGCACCGGUCACCUGCACGUCCUGGAUGAGCUGUGCGUCUUCGCCUUCGGUCAGGAGGCUGACUACUGGGGCCUGGGCGAGAACGCGCUGGCCACGUGCUGCCGCGCGCGAUACCUGGAGAGGCGUGUGGCCCGGCCUCGCGCCUGGGACGAGGACAGCGACGCUCCGAGCAGCGUGGACCCGUGUCCCGACGAGAUCUCCGACGUGCAGCGGGAGCUGGCGCGCUAUGGUGCGGCCCGCUGUGGCCGCCUGCGCCGUCGCCUCUGGCUCACCAUGGAGAAUCCAGGCUAUUCGCUGCCCAGCAAGCUCUUCAGCUGCGUGUCCAUCGGCGUGGUGCUCGCCUCCAUCGCUGCCAUGUGCAUCCACAGCCUGCCGGAGUACCAAGCCCGGGAGGCGGCGGCGGCGGUGGCUGCAGUGGCCGCGGGUCGCAGCGCAGAGGAGGUGCGCGACGACCCGGUGCUGCGCCGCCUGGAGUACUUCUGCAUCGCUUGGUUCAGCUUCGAGGUGUCGUCACGCCUGCUGCUGGCUCCCAGCACGCGCAACUUCUUCUGCCACCCGCUCAACCUUAUCGACAUCGUGUCGGUGCUGCCCUUCUAUCUCACACUGCUGGCUGGCGCGGCGCUUGGUGACCAGCGUGGAGCCAGCGGGGAGGAGCUCGGGGACCUGGGCAAGGUAGUGCAAGUGUUCCGCCUCAUGCGCAUCUUCCGCGUGCUCAAGCUGGCGCGCCACUCCACCGGGCUGCGCUCGCUGGGCGCCACGCUCAAGCACAGCUACCGUGAGGUAGGCAUCUUACUGCUGUACCUGGCCGUGGGCGUGUCAGUGUUCUCCGGCGUGGCCUACACAGCCGAAGAAGAAAAUGAGGGCUUUCACACAAUCCCUGCCUGCUGGUGGUGGGGCACAGUGAGCAUGACCACAGUGGGCUAUGGCGAUGUGGUGCCGGAGACUGUGGCUGGCAAGCUGGCGGCCUCAGGCUGCAUCCUCGGGGGCAUCCUGGUGGUCGCCCUCCCCAUCACCAUCAUCUUCAACAAGUUUUCCCACUUCUACCGGCGCCAGAAGGCACUGGAGGCGGCUGUGCGGAGCAGCGGCCAGCGCGAGUUUGAAGACUUGCUGAGCAGUGUCGACGGGGUAUCGGACGUGUCCCUGGAAACAUCCCGGGAGACUUCUCAGGAGGGGCGCUCUACAGACCUGGAGACCCAAGCCCCCAGUGAGCCUGCAAAAUCUCACAGUUAUUAAAACCAGGGCGCUGCAAUCCCUCCCCACAGCCUGGGAAUCAGCUCAUGUAGAGCAGAGUCCUCCCCUGCUUAGGGUCUGUAUGGGAGCCAUCCACCUGAGCCGUCAGACAUAGGGGCCACAGAUCUUUCUUGAAAAGCCCAGGCAGGAUAGUACUGCCCACGAAAGGCCUCCACUAAAGUAGGUGCGCACCAAGAGGAGGAAGAGGGCGGCCUCCAUAGGAACCUUUAGCCUGGCAGAUGAUUAUCCCCAUUUCACAGAUGAGCACACUGAGGCUCGGCCAAAUGCCACAGAGAAAUCAGCCUUUAUCACUAAGUCCCUGGAAGGAGCUGGGGGGCUGAGUCUUUGGAAUCAGUAGGAUCUAUAGCACAAACAUCUGCCACACCUACUUCCUAGGGAUAACUUACAGAGAAAGCCUGAAUAGACACUUCUGGGACCCAGACCCAACUCUUUACCUGCCACAGGAAAGGUGGCCAAGGCCCGUCCCCAGAACUAGAUUCUAGCCAAUCUGUCACAGCGUGUGACCCAGAGAGAUUACUGAGAAGGCCCAACUCAUCUCUGAACUGUUGGUGGCAGAGGGGUGCCGUGCAUGCUCCUGGCUGGACUUCUUUAACGUGAUACAAGCUAGAGUUAUCUGGGAAGAGGAACCUCUAUUGAGGGAACACCUCCAUCAGUUUGCUUGUAGGCAAGCCCUGUGGGACAUUAGCUUGAUUUAUGAUUUAAUAUAGGAGGGCCCAGCCCACUAUGGGCGGUACCACUCCUAAGCAGGUGGUCCUGGGGUGUAUAAGAAAGCAGACUGAACUGGCCAUGGGAGCGAGUCGGUAAGCAGCAUUCCUCCGUGGCCUCUGCUUCAGUUCCUGCUUGCAGGCUUCUGCCUUAUGCUCCUGCCUUGGCAUCCCUCUGUGAACUAUGACCUGGGAUAUGUAAGCCAAAUAAACCCUUUCCUCUCCAA